Saimiri boliviensis boliviensis (Bolivian squirrel monkey) is the source of this 2129-nucleotide messenger RNA. NCBI's taxonomy places the organism in Eukaryota, Metazoa, Chordata, Mammalia, Primates, Cebidae. The record is from RefSeq and is a predicted model, not a curated record.
CGUGGCUGUCGGGUUUCGAACCCCUGGGCCACCCUCGCCCUCGGCGCGCGCGCCGCCGCGCCGCCGACCAGCCUUCGGCCCCCGCAUCAAUCAUUAACCGGGCGGCCCAAGGAGGGGGAUGGUACGGAACUCGAGAGCCGGGACAACUCUAUCCCCCGAGGCGGCCGCGAAACCCUAGCCUGGGAGGCCCCCGCCCUUGCUCGCUGCGCCCGUCCCUCCCUCCGCGCCUCGGCUCGCACAUCCCCGCCUCCCGCUCCGGGGGCGGCGGCGGAGGCACCCGCACCGCGCGAUGCCCAGUCACCGCCGCCGCAGUCAGCCGCGCCGCCGCCGCCUCAGCCGCCGCUGCCGCAGCGCGGGCGGCCGCGCGCCGAUAGCAGUGGCUUGGCGAGGAAGCCGCCGAGCCCCGCGCGCUCAGCGCUUCUGCCGGUCGCCGCGCUGCCUAUUAAUUGAGUCUCUCAUUGAUUUAUUUAAUUUUUAGGAGCGGCUGCUCGGAGGCACGGGUCUUCUCUUAAACCCGCAGCGACGCCCCCGGCGCGGGCACAAAGGCUCCGACGGCGGCCGGCGGGGGCUGCCCAGGGCCUGGGAGCCAGCGCCAGAGGUCGCCUGCGCGCGCCCUAGCCGAGCCCCGGGCACCAUGCCGCGGCGCCUGCAGCCCCGGGGCGCGGGCACCAAGGGCCCUCCGGCCGCAGCCCCGACCCCAGCAGCUUCGGGGCCCGCCCGGCACUCCCACUCAGCCGCCUCCGGGGACCCCCCAGCGUCCGCCAAGCCGCUGCUGCGGUGGGACGAGGUGCCCGACGACUUCGUGGAGUGCUUCAUCCUGUCGGGCUACCGGCGUCUGCCGUGCACGGCCCAGGAGUGCCUAGCCUCGGUGCUGAAGCCUACCAACGAGACGCUCAACUUCUGGACGCACUUCAUCCCGCUGCUGCUGUUCCUGAGCAAGUUCUGCCGUCUGUUCUUCCUGAGCGGCGGCGACGUGCCCUUCCACCACCCGUGGCUGCUGCCGCUGUGGUGCUACGCGUCAGGAGUGCUGCUCACCUUCGCCAUGAGCUGCACGGCGCACGUGUUCAGCUGCCUGUCGCUGCGCCUGCGCGCUGCCUUCUUCUAUCUGGACUACGCGUCCAUCAGCUACUACGGCUUCGGCAGCACCGUGGCCUACUACUACUACCUGCUGCCCGGCCUCAGCUUGCUGGAUGCCAGAGUCAUGACCCCAUACGUGCAGCAGCGCCUGGGCUGGCACGUAGACUGCACGCGCCUUAUCGCCGCCUACCGCGCCCUGGUGCUGCCCGUGGCCUUCGUGCUGGCGGUGGCCUGCACUGUGGCCUGCUGCAAGAGCCGCACCGACUGGUGUACUUACCCGUUUGCGUUGCGCACUUUCGUCUUCGUCAUGCCUCUCAGCAUGGCCUGCCCCAUUAUGCUCGAGAGCUGGCUCUUCGACCUGCGUGGGGAGAACCCCACGCUCUUCGUGCACUUCUACCGCCGCUACUUCUGGCUGGUGGUGGCCGCCUUCUUCAACGUGAGCAAGAUCCCCGAGCGCAUCCAGCCGGGUCUCUUCGACAUCAUCGGCCACAGCCACCAGCUUUUCCACAUCUUCACCUUCCUCAGCAUCUACGACCAGGUGUACUACGUAGAAGAGGGCCUGCGCCAAUUCCUCCAGGCUCCGCCUGCCGCACCCACUUUCUCGGGUACCGUGGGCUACAUGCUGCUGCUGGUGGUCUGCCUGGGGCUGGUCAUCAGGAAGUUCCUAAACAGCUCCGAAUUCUGCAGUAAAAAGUCCUGCCAUGGGGACAAAUGGUGAAAGAUUGGAUUGGAACAAAAAGUGGCAGAAAGCUGUUUAUCAGAAGGUUCCCAUUUCCUGUAAUGAGAGAAUAUUGACUGAGAACUUAGAGUUUCCAGUAUGGGAUGUAAAGAGCUUGGAAGUUGUCAUUCCAUCCUACCAAGUAAAAAGCUGAACUGAAAAAUCAACAACUCUUCCUGGGUUCGUCAGAGACACAGAGUCACAGAGCAAACUGCUGCCCCCAAAACUGGAGAGACAAACAGGUAGAUACAGAGAAUCACAGCUUAGCAGAGCCAGAACCCACAAACAGAAAUUUCUGCAGGAACCAGUACCAAGUUCUUUUUUUUCCUGUACA